Pterocles gutturalis (yellow-throated sandgrouse) is the source of this 990-nucleotide messenger RNA. RefSeq names its product fatty acid desaturase 6 (gene FADS6). Gene Ontology annotation, molecular function: oxidoreductase activity, acting on paired donors, with oxidation of a pair of donors resulting in the reduction of molecular oxygen to two molecules of water. The transcript has 6 exons. Gene Ontology annotation, cellular component: membrane. Gene Ontology annotation, biological process: lipid metabolic process. The annotation marks the transcript as partial. NCBI's taxonomy places the organism in Eukaryota, Metazoa, Chordata, Aves, Pterocliformes, Pteroclidae. The record is from RefSeq and is a predicted model, not a curated record.
GAGGAAGCCCUGAUGGCCGAGCUCUCGGAGCGGGUGCAGGAGGUGGUGAAGAGCAGCAGCUGGUGGGACCGCCACGGCGUGGACAUCAGCAUCCUCGCCUGCAGCUUCCUCCUGCUCCCGGCAGGGUUCCUGUGCCUGCGGUCAGCCCAAGCCAUCCCUUUCCUGGCGGGUGUCCUCACCCUCGGCGUGGUGUAUCACACCCUGGCUGUGAAGGGCAGCCACCUGGCCAGCCACAACGCCUUGACCGAGUCCAAGUCCUGGGGCAAAAUGUGGGCCAUCUUCUUCAUUGAGUUCUGUUCAGCUUUCACAGUUGAGCAGGCCACCUACAACCAUGUGAAGAUCCACCACGGCUACACCAAUGUCAUCGGCCUGGGAGACUCCAGCACCUGGAAGGUUCCUUUCCUGAACCGUUACGUCUACAUGUUUAUCGCGCCUCUUGCCGUGCCCAUCAUAACGCCUCUGGUUGCUCUCAAUUUGUUGAGGAACGUGGAGUGGAAGGCGGCUCUCCGGACCCUGUGCUGCAUGUUCCUGGGUCUUUACUGCCAUUACUGGCUGCUGCUCCACAUCUCGGGCUUCCAGUCACCGUGGUCUGCCCUGCUCUGCAUGCUGCUCACCCGCUCACUCCUGGCCCAUCCCUACAUCCACGUCAACAUAUUCCAGCACAUCGGCCUCCCCAUGUUCGCGGCCGAUCGGAAACUCAAGCGGAUCCACCUUAUGAGCCUGGGCGUCCUCAAUCUGCCCCGCAACGCCCUGCUCGACUGGUCCUUUGGCCACUCGCUCAUCAGCUGCCAUGUGGAGCAUCACCUCUUCCCCAGCCUCUCCGACAACAUGUGCCUGAAGAUCAAACCCGUCGUCUCCCAGUACCUGAAGGAGAAGAAGCUGCCGUACAAUGAGGACACCUACACCUCCAGGCUCCGGCUCUUCCUCCAGAGAUACGAGGAGCUGAUGGUCCACGCUCCCCCCAUAACAGAACUGGUGGGCAUCCAGUGA